Schistosoma mattheei is the source of this 2627-nucleotide messenger RNA. NCBI's taxonomy places the organism in Eukaryota, Metazoa, Platyhelminthes, Trematoda, Strigeidida, Schistosomatidae. The record is from the annotation of a GenBank genome assembly.
AUGGACUACAAUUAUCAACAAAAGUCUCAUCAAAACCUGUUUCUUUUGUUUUUCGUCAUUUUGCAAAGUAUAUUUCAAACAAUUUCAAGUUUGAAUUCCAACGACCUAUGCUUAAACAAAACAUGCAGUGGUUGCAUUGCUGGAUCGCUAUCUUGUCAAGAAGGUGGACUUACACAUUUACCAGAUCGUCUUAGUUCUGACAUUCAGUCCAUGAUAAUGAUGGGUCAUAAGUUUAAUAAUCCAACUCUAACCAGCGAUAACUUUUCCAUAUAUAUUCAACAAAACGUUAAGCUACAACGUCUUACUCUGCGUAAUUGUGGUAUCCAGUCAAUUCAGUCACAUUUAUCUCAAAAUCGAAUCAAAACAAUCUUAAAAGGUACUUUUGAAGGCUUGCACUUGGAUUUUUUACGUCUAGAUGAAAAUUUUGGUUUAAGUAUUGAAGACGGUGCUUUUCAAGAUACUUCUAUUGUGUCAUUAUCUAUGAAUCAAUGUGGUCUUAAAAUAUUGAGUUACAAUGUUCUUUUGCCAUUGAUAAAUAGUAAACAACUCAAAAAUUUACAUUUAUCUGGCAAUCAGUUAAUAACUCUAGAAAGUCGUCUAGAACCUAUUUUCCUUCAUUUGCAAAGUUUAUCACUGGAACAAAAUCCUUUUAAUUGUGAUUGCAAAUUAAGUUGGCUUGUGUCUGUAUUGAACAGACGACAAGUACAACGGCGUACACGAGGUUUGUCAAUGUUUAAUGGGGAUAUCGAUGAUGUUGAAACAAAUUUGUUACAUAAGUCAAAUAGUUUAAUGGAAAUGAAUCAACAUAAUACACCACUAGAUGGUGAUUUAUUAAAACCAUUAUGUCAUAAUCCAAGACGACUAAUCGGACGAAGUAUUGAAUCACUGACUGCAUCAGAUUUUUACUGUGGUACACCAAAACUUCAAGUUAUUGAAGUUGACCUAGGUCAAUUAACAACUUUUUAUCAAAAUCAAAAUAACAACAAAAAGUUAACAUCAGGAAAGUUCGAAAAAGAAAAUGAUAAUUCUCUAAUUAUAACUGUCAGAUGUCAUGUUAAAGGUUCACCAGAACUUCAAUUGGACUGGUAUCGUCCAAUUAAUCAUGAUAACAAUAGUAAUCGUGACCAAAUAACAAAUACUCAGUCAUACUCAUUUACACGAACUCAACAUCAUCCAAAUCAACAACAACUUAUUCGUAUUCCAAAUUCAAAAAUACUCAGGUCUGGUGGAAUCGAAUUAAAAUUGAGUCGAAAAAUAAACCUAAAAGAUGAUAAUGCAUUGAAGCAAUCUGAUAAUCAGUCUACAAUAUCAGCAACUGAAAAAUUGAUUUGUUUUGCCACUGAUUCUAAUGGAAAUACAAGUGCUGAAAUAGUUUUCCAUUGGCCAACUAUUGAAAGUUUACGAAUGAUAUCAGAUAAUUUUGAUAAUUUACAAACUAAAGUUCAAAAUCAUCCCAGAUUAUCUAGUGAUAUUAAUGAGAAUAUUAUAUACACAGAUAAAACAAGAAUAACCAAUGAUCGUUCUACAGGUAACUAUGAAAUUACACCUGGUUGGUAUACAGUUUUACAAGAUGAUCCAGAAAAUAUGUUGUUUCAGAAACAAUUCUCUGUACUUGAAAUGAUUGGUGCAGUUGUUGGAACAUUUACUGUAACAUUAGCACUUUUUAUAUUUGGAUGUUGUUUGUUACGAAUUCAUAAACGUAGUCGGUAUAAAGUUCGUUCAAAAAUUUUAUUACAUCAUACUACUUCAGAAAAUUCUUAUCGAAAUUUUUCACCAGCAUCAGAAAAUUUAAAAUCACCUCCACAUUCAUCUACUAGUAACCAUUUAUUGAGCAAUCCAUCCAAUAAUAAUAACGAUAGUGGUAUUAAUCCCAGUAGUAAUAAUAAUGUGUCAUAUUCUCUCAAUCCUGUACCAAAUACACUAGUAAAUUCCUAUACAGCAAACAAUUUUAUUACUGGGAAUGGAACACUUGUAAAUGAAUUUAAUGGAAUGAAACAUUUACCAUAUAUGACACCAACAUAUGAACCAAUUAAUAGUACCGGUGAUUUUCAAACAUCUACAGGAUAUUCAGAUUCACAAACUUAUGAUUUACCACGAAUUCUCCCAACACAUUCACCACCAACUAUUCCUUUACCACCAUUACCAAAUGGAUUUAUUAACAAUGUCAGUAAUGCUAACGUAAUUACCCGGUUAAAUGAAAUGGAACGCAACAAUACUACUACUAUCAAUACAGAUAACAACAGCAAUAAUAAUUGUAAUAAUAAUCAUUUACCACUUCUGAUGACAACCUUACCCUACAUAAAGACAGCACAGUCAAUAAAUAAUGAUAUAAAUCGAUGUGUAGAUACUUCAAUACUAUCCCCAUUCCUUAUGAAUGAUACACAAACUUUAUCAGCAGCUAUGUCAAAUGCUACAGCUGCGGCAACAUUAAAUUUACACAUGAAACACCAACAACAACAACAUUUCAAUUCAAAUCAUAAUCGUAAUUCAAUUCCUCAGCAUAAUCAACAUUUUACACAAAAUAACGCUCAUGAUAAUAUUAUAGUACAAAAUCAACUAAUCGAUUUAAUUACUCGUCAAAAUCUUUUCAAUCAACAACUACAUGAUAUACAACAUUAACUAAUAAA